AAUAGAAGAGAGAACUCGUCACUUCUCUAUUCUCUCUCUGCGCGUUUUAUUUCUUCUCGCUGCUUUGCGCGUUUCUGCUGCGCCCUCGUCCGCUUCUCUUCACCACCGCACUUUGUUCCCAUCACCACCUUCCCUCUCCUCCUCUUCCUCUUCCUCUUCUCCAGUGCACCAGCUGCUCUUCUGCACUUCUGCUGCUCUCUCUAGAGCUCUCUCAUCUACCCCCCACCCAUCACCUCUCAUCACCCCCCCCCUCGCCGCAAUGAUCCCUCGCGCAGCCACGCCCCUCACCCUGCUUCUCCUCGUCGCCUUCGGCCUCCAGCUCGUCUCCGUGCUCUCCGUCCCCGUCGUCGAUAAAAUCGUGCUCGCAAACUACCAGAACGUCAAGUUCGGUGUCUUUGGCUACUGCACAAACUCCUCCUGCUCCAGCGUCAGAGUCGGUUAUCCCGACUCAAUCAUUGAUGGCUCCGGAACAACAGACUGGUCUCUGCCCUCCGGCGCCCGCCAGUCUCUCACAAACCUGCUCAUCGUGCACCCGAUCGCGGCAGGCUUCACCCUCAUCCUCCUCGUGCUCGCGCUCGUCGCCCACUUCCACCAGCCCGCCAACUCCCCGCGCUACCUGCUCGCGCUCCUCAUCUUCUGUCUCCCGACCUUCAUUCUCUCGCUCCUGGCCUUCCUCGUCGACAUCCUCCUCUUCGUGCCCCAUCUGGCCUGGGGCGGCUGGAUCGUGCUCGGGGCGACUGUCAUCAUCGCGAUCGCGUCCCUCAUCCUCUGCACGAUGCGCCGCACUCUCUCCUCCCGCAAGGCAAUGAACAAGCGCAUCUUUGACGAGGACGAGUCCGCGGGGGCUAUGCGUCUCAACCAAAUGUCGUUCUUCCCGCCCGGCACCGCGAACCCGGACGACGGCAACGCCGACCGCGAGGUGCUCAUCUACGACAACGAGGCAAAGACGUCGGCUAUCUUUGAGUCGUCCACGAACGACGACGAAGACGACGACGAGGACGACGACGACGACGCCGAUCUCGAUGACGAGGCCGCCUCGCUCAAUCGCAGAAACAACAGCGCGACCGUCGGCCACGCCAUCUCGGACUACGAAAGCACGCCAGACACGCGCGCCGCGCCGCCGCCGGGUCAAAAUAGAGGCCCGCAGCAGCAGCGAUUUGAUCAGUACGGCCGCCCUCUCCCACAACAAGAGUACAACCGCUACGGCCCACAGCAGCAGCGCCCUUACGGCCGUCAACCUCCCCAGCAGGGCCCCGACGGUGCCUACGACCGUCGCGCAAACGGUCCUUAUGGCCAGCAGCCGCCGAACGGCUACUACCCGCGCGACCGUCUGCCUCGCGGCCAGAUGCCGCCGUACCAGCAGCAGCGAGGCGGCCCGCGUGGUCGUGCGCUGACGCCCGGACAAGAGAUGGGCGGCGGUCCGCGACCUCCGUACGCGGUCGUGCUGCCGUCUGCGUCUGGAAGCACGCCGCCGCAGCCGAUGGCAUCGUACGUCACCGCGCGGGACUCGCUUGGAUCUGAGCUCGAGUCGCCGAGCGGGAUCCCUGUUGCCGGUGCAGAGGUCGGCGGCGGUGCGGUUGGCGAAGGAGUGGGUGCGUCGUCGGCACUGGCGGGACCGACUGAGCUUCCUGUCGCGGGCACGCCUGUGGACAACGCGAGUGCGCGCCGCGGCACUGAUGAGUCGCAGGGCGAGUACGUCCCGCCACGACAGAACUGGGGCGAAGAAGAUGUCGCCGUUGUUGCUAGUGCUGGUGCUGCUGGUGUCGCUGCUGGUGUCGCUGCUGAGCAAGAAGCGGCCCCGCGCAGAAGACAGAACAGCACGAACUACUACGACGACGUCGAUCCGCAGUACGCGAGCGAGAUCCACGCAGGCUACACGCAGACCGUCUCGCCCGUGUCGCUACCCAGCGCGCGCUCGCCGUACGAGGAGUUCCGUCCGCCGCAGGGACCCAACUACUUUGACUCCCAGCAGCAGCAGCAGCAGCAGCAGCGCCGAGGCCAGCCGCGAGUCGCGAUGGGCGGCGCGCCGCCGGUGUCGCCAGGCGGAGGACCGCAACCGCAGCCGUACGCGUCGCGACCGAUGUACCCGCCCGAGUUUGCGCAGCCGAGCAGCUACGUGCCCGCGCCGCCGCACUCGCCGGACGGGUCGAUCUCGAGCCAGUUCACGUCGGUGUCGCAGCGGGGCGUGAAUCCGCGGUACUACACGGGUGGUCCGACCGCGCCGCCCAAGAUGCAGCAGAGCCUGCAGCCACUGCCGCCGCAGACGGGGGGCGCGCUGACGGCCGCGCAGCAGGCGAAGCGGGACCGCACGGAGAUGAUGUUGCGGGCCAACCCUGAUUUCACGAUCGAGGGCAUCGCGCCGACGAGACGGGGCGCUGCGCGGGGGAUUCCGCAGGCGGCGACGAUGGGGCGGGCGAAGGACUCGCCGUACGCGCCGGCUGCGUCGCGGAUGUAGUAGCAAGUGAGUCGUGAGGAGAAAAUGUAUAAGUUAGGGAUAUCUCUGUUUGCUUUUUCGUGCUUGUGUCGUGCUUGUGCUU
Myxozyma melibiosi is the source of this 2537-nucleotide messenger RNA. Its product is annotated as SUR7/PalI family-domain-containing protein. Gene Ontology annotation, cellular component: cell division site; growing cell tip; plasma membrane. The record is from RefSeq and is a predicted model, not a curated record. NCBI's taxonomy places the organism in Eukaryota, Fungi, Ascomycota, Lipomycetes, Lipomycetales, Lipomycetaceae. The transcript has 2 exons. The coding region runs from base 260 to 2455 and encodes 731 amino acids.